Messenger RNA from Vanrija pseudolonga, 1223 nucleotides. RefSeq names its product D-amino-acid oxidase. The transcript has 3 exons. The record is from RefSeq and is a predicted model, not a curated record. NCBI's taxonomy places the organism in Eukaryota, Fungi, Basidiomycota, Tremellomycetes, Trichosporonales, Trichosporonaceae. Gene Ontology annotation, molecular function: D-amino-acid oxidase activity; FAD binding. Bases 108 to 1223 code for a protein of 371 amino acids. Gene Ontology annotation, biological process: D-amino acid catabolic process. Gene Ontology annotation, cellular component: cytoplasm.
GCAAGCAUCGGCGAGAGGGCGUGCACUCGGGCGCUCGAGCGACGAGUACUUAAGAAGCGCGCCCGGCCGUGACCCAUCUUUCCUUCCAACAACAACACAUCACCACCAUGGCCCCCACCCGCACCAACGGCCCAGUGAUCGUCCUCGGCGCCGGCGUGAUCGGGCUCACGACCGCCGUGCGCCUGCUCGAGGCGGACCCGAGCUUGGACGUCCAUAUCCUCGCGGACCACUUCCCCUCCGACACCCUGGACGCCAACUACGCCAGCACGAUCGCCGGGGCGCACCACCUCAGCUUUGCGGACGACGGGGACGCGCGCCAGCGCCGGUGGGACAUGCGCACUUUCAACGUUCUGUACGACGAGUGGAAGCGUGUCGGCGAGACAUCCGGCCUCAUGGUCCUCACGCAGACUGAGAUGUGGGAGGGCGCGACGGCUCAUCUGGCGAUUUAUGAAGAACACCCCGACUUCCGCAUGCUCGACCCAGCCACCGCGCAGUGUGCCGACAUCUCGCACAUGGUGUCCUUCACGAGCUUGACCAUCGCGCCGGCACUGUACCUCGCCUCGCUGGAAGCCCGCGUGCGUGCGCUCGGCGCGAAGCUGCACCGCGCGCAUGUGCCCUCGCUCGUCGCGCUGCGCACCGACCCGGGCCUGCUGGCACUGUACGGCAACCCACCAUCGUCCGUAUUCCUCUGUGCAGGCCUCGGUGCGCGUCACCUCGUGUCGCCGUCCGAGGCCGCCGCGCUCUUCCCUACCCGGGGCCAGGUCGUCGUCGUGCGCGCGCCGUGGAUGCGGAGCGGGUACACUCGCCAGGUGGGCGCGCUGGGCGGCGGCGAGGGCGGUACACGCACGUACGUCAUUCCACGGUGUACCGGCGAAGUCGUGCUCGGUGGGACGAUGGAGAAGCGCGACUGGACGCCGUACCCGCGCGAAGAGACCGCAGAGGACAUCCUCCAGCGCGCGCUCCAGAUCUGCCCCGACAUUGCGCCGCCGUACGCACGUACUUGGGGCGAGGGGGAGCAGGUGGCCGCCCUCCGUUCCAUUGUUGUCCGGCACGCGGUCGGCUUCCGGCCGAGCCGCGACGGCGGGGCCCGCGUCGCGCUCGGCUCGGCGGCCGGCAUGCGCGUGGUCUACAACUAUGGCCAUGGGGGCGCGGGGUGGCAGAGCUGCUGGGGCUGUGCAGAGGACGCUGUGGCGCUGUGGGCGGCGGGGAGUGCGCGGCUGUAG